Molecule: messenger RNA, 1928 nt
Organism: Leucoraja erinaceus (little skate)
Lineage: Eukaryota; Metazoa; Chordata; Chondrichthyes; Rajiformes; Rajidae
Exons: 5
Coding region: 487-1353 (288 amino acids)
Source: RefSeq, a predicted model, not a curated record
AAUUUUAAUAUAAUAAGGGGAGAUCUCACUGAAGAUACAUAAUUCUGACAGGACACAACAUGCUGGAUGCUGGGAGGAUGUCUGGGCUGGUCUAGGUCAAGGUUCACAGCCCCAGGACAUGAGCUAGGACAUUUAGGCCUGAGAUGAGGAAAAUCGUCUUCACUCAAAGUGUCAUGAAACAGAGGACGUUACUGAAUAUAUUUCAGAGGGAGGUAGAUGUCUUGACACAAUAGGCAUCAAGGGUGUAUAAAGGGAGUGCAGCAAUAUGAUAUUGAGUUAGUGGAUCAGUUAUGAUCUUAGUGAAGUAGUGUCGAAGGACAGAGUUGCCCACUCCUGAUCCAACUUUUCCAUGUUUCGAUACUUCUAUGAUUGCAGAGCAAGAGGAACAAACAUGAUUAUGAACUAACAAAAAGAAAACUCCAUUUAUGAAGAGUUACACAUCGGAAAUCUCCACGACUACUGAGGUUCAGAUGUCAACCAUUCAUAAUGAAAAUCUGGAGCUAUGUUCGAGUUUGCCACCUGUUUACUCUUUGUGAGGGAAUAGUACUGGCCUCGCCCAAUACAAGGACUGUCGCCACAGUGGGAGAACAGAUCAUGUUCUGUGUAAAUCUCCACGAAGAAGAUAACAAUAUCGUAGAACUUGCCAGCACUCCAGACAUUUCCAUUGCAAAAUGGACAGUCAACACUUCAGUAAAACCUGAGUUCAUACAACCCAUGUAUGAAGGCAGAGUGCGAUGGAACAUGAACGGUUCCUUGAUGUUGGAUAAUGUUCAGAUCAGUGACAGUAAAAUAUAUACCAUAACAAUCUCCUUGCUCAACAUAGAUACAUAUGACGCUCAAAAACAUGUUUUUGAUUUGUCUGUGUUUGAACGAAUUACCCAGCUUGCUGCGAAUAUUAUUUCUGACUGUUCAUCUCUGAAUAUAAUUCUGAACUGCUCUGUCUCUUCUGGAACUAACGUCACAUUUCUUUGGAGAAAAAAAUCCAUACACGGAGCCUCUGACGGUACAUACAGUGGAUCAAACCUAGUGAUCAAUAGGAGCAUUGAAGCGGAACAACAUGUGUACAUAUGUCAAGCAAAGAAUGCGGUCAGCAAUGCAACUAGUGACGCAGUGACACCAAAUAUAUGUCAUAAAGGUAACUUGCUAUGGAUGAUUUCAAUCGGCCUUAUAGCAGUGGUACUCAUUGCUGUGUUAUUCAUUUCUAUAAAAGCAGUAGGUAGAGAGACUCGGGAACGUAUUGAACCAACAGAUGUCUUCACAGAUGAACUGAUUGAACCUACAUACAUUACCUCACUGAACCCAGCAGGAAUGCCCAACCAUUCCGCAGAAGAAUAUGUUUAUGAACGACAGUAAAAUUCCAAUAAUCUGUUAUCGAUCAUUGGGAAAUCCAGAUGGUUCCGAAUCUGACUCACUGGUGAUGUUGCCCACAUCCCAUGUUAACCCACCAGGGCCGGUCUCGUACACCUUUUAAACUUACCAUCGCCAAGCUCUGUACAUGCUCACCAGGGGCCCAUUCCCAUACUCUGCAGCAAGAAACAAACUACUGGAAGAACUCAGCGGGUCAAACAGCAUCCGCAAAGGGAAAUGGACAGUCGAUGUUUUAGGUCAGGAUCCUACAUCUGGAGAUGUAUAAAGGACCCCCACACAAAGUGGCGACUGCCCAUGUCCCUCCACAGAUAAAGAUGGGCUGAGAACACAGCUGUAAAUUACAACUGUAAUAAAAAAGACAUUUUGCUGCAAAUCAUAAAUUUGUCAAUUCUGCUGUUGCAAUUCCAUAAUUAAAGCCGGCUACUUUCCUUUUUCUGAUGUAUUUAUUGUAUGCUACUAAACAGACAGAGCCAAAUGCAGGCUUGUCUCUUUCUCUUCUCUGGUUUGAAUUCCUAAAUAUAAACAGCAGAGGCUGAUGCGUAGUCACAGGAACUAAACUC